AAAAAAAAAAAUUAUGUCUCUUCCACCAUUAUUUGGCAAUAAUUUUCCCAAUUAUUAUAAAGAAUACUAUUGUAAUGUUGAAGUAUACUGGUAUCAGGCAGAAUUCACACAAAGUUUAUACCCACCUGGACAAGAAAUUAGUGAAGCAUGUACAUUAAUCUGUUUGCUGGUGGCCCAACGAAUUAGUCAAUUAAAUCUUCGAUUCAUCAACGUUAAUUCUAAUUUGGAAUUUAAUAUUAUAAUGGCAGAAGCGAUAAUAGAGGGCAAUAAAAUACAUUCGCAUAUUGUUAAGAACAAUCUUGUUCCACAUCCAUAUUUGAACACGGAAGAGGCAUUGAAAUUUGGCGGAAAGAAUCUUAAUAAGCUGAGAGAAUGGAAAUUUCAAAUAUUUCGCGAACAUCUCGACACGAGCUUGCAUAACAAUAUAAAAAUCUUUUUAUACGAAUGGUAUAAAAAUCCUGUAUCGGAUAAUUUAUAUAUGCUUUUGAUAACUUGUGGUAGAACAAUACUUUUUAUAUUUCAACAGCAAACGGAAAAGGUCAUCUUGUUUGAUUCUCACGCACACAAUAGCGCAAGGAAUUCAAAUAGGGGUCUAGUAGUGGCGCAAUCAUCAAUUACCAAAUUAAACGAAUUAUGUAAUUGGUACAUAAGAAACGUCAUUCAUAAUUGUUAUUCAUUGGAUGCCGAUCAAUAUGAAUUAGCUUGUUUGUAUUAUGAAGAACCACAUAAAUCAAGUAAUUGUUGGGAGUGCAGGUGUAGUACACCUUUAAUGAAUUACAAAUAAUUAGGUGAACGAAU
Molecule: messenger RNA, 798 nt
Organism: Ceratosolen solmsi marchali
Lineage: Eukaryota; Metazoa; Arthropoda; Insecta; Hymenoptera; Agaonidae
Exons: 5
Coding region: 14-784 (256 amino acids)
Source: RefSeq, a predicted model, not a curated record